Molecule: messenger RNA, 2131 nt
Organism: Ictalurus punctatus (channel catfish)
Lineage: Eukaryota; Metazoa; Chordata; Actinopteri; Siluriformes; Ictaluridae
Product: protein ILRUN
Exons: 5
Coding region: 26-925 (299 amino acids)
Biological process (GO): macroautophagy
Cellular component (GO): phagophore assembly site
Molecular function (GO): ubiquitin binding
Source: RefSeq, a predicted model, not a curated record
GCGCCUAAACGUCAUCACCCCGCGCAUGCGCACUCGGUUUGUUGUCCUGUUCUCCUCGCUAGGCCCGAAGCCUCGGACUAAAUUAGAAACGGGAGCCGCCGUAUGCUGCGCCGCGAUGGAGGCCAUGGAAACGGACAUCGACUCUGAGCUGAUGCAGAAAUUUAGCUGCAUGGGGACGACCGAUAAAGACAUCCUGAUAACCGAGUUCCAGAGACUGCUCGGGUUCCAGCUCAAUCCCGCUGGAUGUGCUUUUUUCCUGGACAUGACUAACUGGAACCUACAGGCGGCGAUCGGAGCGUAUUAUGACUUCGAGAGCCCCAGCGGCUCGGCUCCGUCCAUGUCGUUCGUGAAAGACGUGACUAUCGGAGAAGGAGAGUCGAUUCCACCAGAUACUCCUUUUAUUAAGACGUGGAGGAUACAGAACACGGGUUCAGAGGCAUGGCCUCCAGGUGUGUGUCUGAGGUACACUGGUGGAGAUCAGUUUGGUCACGUGAACUUCGUGAUGGUCCGCUCUCUGGGUCCUCAGGAGAUUCACGAUGUGAGUGUACAGAUGCGCAGUCCUUGUGCUCCCGGCAUGUACCAGGGCCAGUGGAGGAUGUGCACCGCUCCCGGACUGUUCUACGGAGAUGUGAUCUGGGUGAUCCUGAGCGUGGAGGUCGGAGGUCUCCUGGGCGUCACCCAGCAGCUGUCCUCCUUCCAAGCCGAGUUUAACACACAGCCUCACCGCAGCGUGCACGACGACUACAACCCCUUCGCCUCACCCCACAACGCCACGCAGGGCGACUGCAGCCUUACAGACUCGACGCCAACGCAACACACCGCUCUGUCGAACAGCUCCGUAACCACAGCAACAAACAACCUGCAAAACACCAUACCAGCCACGUACGAUCAGCCGUACGGACCUCACCCGUUUGGACAGUCGUAAAAUAAAAACAAACGCUAUAUUUAUUCAUAAGGAAUGUAAACGUGGCCUUGACUUAUGUGGAUUAACCAGAGGGUGGGGCUAAAUACAGCAGACCCCGCCCCCUUCUGGAUAUCAUCAUGAUUGUAAUCAGGAGUGUAUGAAUGCUAAUUUAAGAAGAAUGCUUGCUGAAUAUUUUAAAGAAAGACAUUUUAUGGAUUCUUAUUAUUAAUGAUGGAUUUAGAAACGUGACGAUCGGAGACGCAGCGAAGGCUUGAGCGCGUGAUGGACCCGAGUGGCCAUCACGUAAACGUUUAAAGUGCACUGAAGAUCAUUUCAGCCAUACGUUACUGCAUAACUACAAAAGAUUUACUUUUUUGUGUGUAUAAAGAUGAGAGAAACGUGCCACUGAGGAACAAGCCAUGUGAUUUAAAUUAGUUCGUGACAUUUACAGAGGGAUAUUUUGAUUAAAAAACCCCCAGAAAAUCUGACGGCUCAAACAGAACUGCUCUAUUAUCCGUCUUCCAUCUUUUCUUCCUUUUCCACUUACAGCUUUGUUUUCUUUAAUUCUUGUUAAAUCGACUUGUUUUAUUUAUGAUCUGAUGUUUGCUGGACGCAUGUUGAAUCUUGUAAUGUAGUUGACUGUAUUACUGAAGCAGGAGACUUUCAGCUCACAGGAAAUAAAGAGUUUUAUUAGUUUAUGCGACACUGGGGUAAAGCAAGGCACUGCUACAGUAUAUAAAGCUUUUAAAAUAAAAAUGUUCAUCUAUAGAACCUUCAGUUCAGCGCAGUACUGUGUGAAAGUCAUGAGAAGAAAUUCUGUGCCAUUGAAAAGAGUUAAAUGAACUGUUUCUACAAAUACAAGUCGACCCUAAAUAUCAGUACAAAUCUCAUUUGAAUUCUGUUAUAGGUUUCCUAAUUAUGAAACCUAUAAUAAACCUAGUCAUAAAAAUAAAUCAGUGACACUUUGCCUUUAAAGCUGUAUCGGUUCUCUGGUGUUCUCCAUCGUACCGUUUUAUACCGAAAUCAGAUGUAUGCUCUUCUUGAGUCUUGAAGAAUGUUUCAUUCCCAAUUACUGAAUUUCUUUCACCACAAACAGACAUGUUUUCAGUGUAGUAUUUCAUUUGUGAAUUGUCUGGAACUCGGUUUCCAGAAUGUUCUGUUUUCUAUGCACACAGCAAUGCCGAAGACAUCAAACAAACAAACAAAAAACACAAUAAUUGAUAUAUU